Messenger RNA from Rotaria sordida, 351 nucleotides. Lineage: Eukaryota; Metazoa; Rotifera; Eurotatoria; Philodinida; Philodinidae. The record is from the annotation of a GenBank genome assembly.
AUGGGUAUGACAAAAGCAAAAAAAAAUCUUUUACACAACUAUCCAGUUGAUCGAGAUGCUAAUGGUAAUUAUCUCUGUUCGUGGUGUACAAAUGGAACUCAAACAACCAGAAAUAAAUGGAUUGAUCAUGUACAUGACAAACAUUUUCCACAAUUUCAAAGAAUACUAAAUCAACAACGAGAAAAAAAAAGACAAGAAACGAAACAACGUUUAGAAGCUGAAGAAGCUAUUGAUAAUGCUAUUUUAAAAAUGGAUCAAGAUGAUGAUGACGAUGAAGAUUCAGCAACAACAACAACAACAACAACUAUUCAUUCAUCUCAAAAAUGUCCAAUUUUCAUUCCACCAACCUAA